UGUUAUCGUCAGCAUGAGGAGCAAUAUUUGUUGCUGUUUUUUGUUAACAAACCGAAAUCUCUAGUAAACCCAGUAGGAUUAAAUUACAAACAGAAUGGCAGGCAACGCCAACAGUGACGACGAGUUCCAGGACGCGAUUGGCGAAGAGAUCACAGAGAAGGAGGCCACCAACAAGCGGCUGAGCGAAAAAGAUGUGGACGAAAUCGUGGAGAAGCAAAGCCAACUGGCAUUGGAUGACGAAGCGGAGGAGGGUGCGGCUGGCGGAGAUGCCAUAGCGAAACCACCGGCCGUGGACUCCGAGCUGACCAUCGAGGAGCUGCGCGAACGGGAGAAGGAUCUCAGUCCCGAGCAGCUGGCGGCGAAUAAGGAGAAGGCAGACAAACUGAAGCUGGAAGGCAACGAGCUGUUCAAGAACGACGAUGCCGUAGGCGCCGCCAAGAUCUACACAGAAGCCCUGGACAUCUGUCCCUCGGAGAGCACCAAGGAACGGGCAGUGCUCUACGGGAACAGGGCUGCAGCCAAGAUUAAGCUGGAGGCCAACAAAGCGGCCAUCGACGACUGCACAAAAGCCAUCGAAUUGUGGCCGGAAUAUGUGAGAGUGCUCCUAAGGCGCGCCAAGCUCUACGAGCAGGACGACAAACUGGACGAGGCUCUGGAGGACUACAAGAAGGUGAUCGAGAUAGAUCCCGGACAGCAAGAGGCUCGUGAGGCUCAGAUCCGCCUUCCACCCCUUAUCACCGAGCGCAACGAGAAGCUCAAGAACGAGAUGAUGUCCAGCCUGAAGGAUCUGGGCAACAUGAUACUCAAACCCUUCGGCCUGUCCACACAGAAUUUCCAAAUGCAACAGGAUCCCAACACGGGCUCGUAUUCCAUAAAUUUUAACCAAAAACCAAGCUAGUUGAAAGAUUUGCAGAAGAAGAAAUAAAGCUGUUUUCGAAGAUAA
Molecule: messenger RNA, 943 nt
Organism: Drosophila subpulchrella
Lineage: Eukaryota; Metazoa; Arthropoda; Insecta; Diptera; Drosophilidae
Gene: Ttc1
Product: tetratricopeptide repeat protein 1
Exons: 2
Coding region: 95-898 (267 amino acids)
Molecular function (GO): protein binding
Source: RefSeq, a predicted model, not a curated record